UUAGUAUAAAAAGUAGAUACCAUCAGCCCUGGUACACUUUCUUCCCAGACGGCUCCCAAGUGAGAGAUGAAAGGGGCACGAUUACUUCUCCUGGCCUUUUGCGUUGCAUCCACUGUUGCCGCAUGUGAUUAUCCAUUCAUUCCGGUGGGCUCCCUGUGCUACUACUUUUCCAGCGAAGGUGCAUCUUGGCACGAUGCCAGGCUAGCCUGCCAGAGCUUGGCAUACCAGUAUACCAGCCUGCCCGUCGAUUUGGCAGUGUUUGAUUACUUCCCAGGCGACUUCAUCCAUGUAUUCCACUACGUCUCCCUUCUAGGAAAUGAAACAUGGUGGAUCGGAGGAACUGAUGAAGGUCAUGAGAACUAUUGGGUUUGGGUUGAUGGACGCCCAAUAGACAUGCUCCAGAGUUACUGGCGCCCAGAUGAACCUGACGUCACUGAUAACCAGAACGCCCUUAUCAUCUGGUACGAGGGAAGUGAAAAAGUCCCUCGAAGGAGGAUUGGGGACUGGGUGGGUGAAAGAAGACACUUCUACAUCUGCCAGCUGGGUGUCAAGGCAGUCAUUUAGAAAAGUACAGUGGUAACUAACAAUAAAAAAUAAUAAAGA
Molecule: messenger RNA, 603 nt
Organism: Macrobrachium nipponense
Lineage: Eukaryota; Metazoa; Arthropoda; Malacostraca; Decapoda; Palaemonidae
Product: hepatic lectin-like
Exons: 3
Coding region: 67-564 (165 amino acids)
Biological process (GO): biological process involved in interspecies interaction between organisms
Cellular component (GO): external side of plasma membrane
Molecular function (GO): carbohydrate binding
Source: RefSeq, a predicted model, not a curated record